Molecule: messenger RNA, 673 nt
Organism: Nezara viridula (southern green stink bug)
Lineage: Eukaryota; Metazoa; Arthropoda; Insecta; Hemiptera; Pentatomidae
Source: the annotation of a GenBank genome assembly
AUUAUUUUGAAAAAUUUUGGUUGGUCUUCAGUUCAAGGAGCUCAAGAAUUCCUAUUAAAAAUCGUUUAAAAAACGCUUAUUUUCAAAUAAUAAUUUUGCCGUUUGAAUAUUCAAGGUUAAAAUAAAGCUUCAUUAACAUGCGAUGUAAUACUUUUUUCUUUUUUUUUUCUAAUUCAACAAAGAAUAAAGAAAAUAGUUUAUUGUAAUUAUAAUGUUUCAUUAUCAUUAUUAAACAUAUGCUUAUAUUUGAUUUAGCCUGUUAAAAUUAUUGUUAACCUGAAAUUCUCUUUUUGAAAUUAUCGAAAAUUGACGAGUUUAGAUGCAAAAGUUUUAAUCAAAAAACGAAAAAAUUAUAGGGGGCGUAAAUAAUUAAAAUCGAUUGUAACCACCCGCUUUUCCAAUGCCUCUUAACAAAAUACUUUGUCGAGCGAAGACGAGGAGGAGACCUCCGCCUUUCUUCAAUCUGCUUCAAGAUUUGCGAAAACAGUUUCCAGAUCUUUCGCCGGUUGAGAUAGCAAAAUUGGGUGGAAAAAUAUGGCGGGAACUGAAACCAGAAGAAAAAGCGAUGUACAUGAAGUUGGAACAACGACAGGCCAAGACACACCGCCAUAGAUAGAAUAACCAUUAUUUCAUUCCCGUUUUUGUGACAAUAAAUUCUAGUUGUGUUUUUUCC